This is a messenger RNA of Colletotrichum paranaense, 1497 nucleotides long. RefSeq lists its product as uncharacterized. NCBI's taxonomy places the organism in Eukaryota, Fungi, Ascomycota, Sordariomycetes, Glomerellales, Glomerellaceae. The transcript has 4 exons. Bases 1 to 1497 code for a protein of 498 amino acids. The record is from RefSeq and is a predicted model, not a curated record.
AUGUCUGCAGCUCAUGACCAUGGGAACCAAACGCAUUCCCACGCCACGGAGCAACCAGGCCUAGAAGUUGUAUCACACGAACAAGAGAAGUUCCCGCACACAGAAGACCCCACGUGGUCCGGACUCCAAGUCUCCAACCAUUCAUUUUACGAUAGCGGCAAGGAGGCAGUUUCUGAUCACAACGAUACCGACAAAAUACACGUAAUUUCGGGGCAAGACGAAGUCGGAGAGCUUGAAUCUGUGCAACCAAAGCGAAGAAAACGGCUGUGGCUCAUCAUUGGAGGAAUCAUACUCGUUCUUGUGGUUGCAGCAGCUGUCGUCGGUGGGAUAUUGGGAAGCAGGGCGACGAAAGCAGCGCAGGUCAACGAUUCGUUGCCCACGAACGUGGCUAGCCCUACCAGCACACCGACUCCCGCGGAUACCUCCAACACGACAACAAAAUCACAAUCAAUACGUCAGGGAUCGCCUCUUACCGUCACCGGAUGGAGUCAGUCUGGGGGAGUUGAACUGUUUCUGUUCUAUCAAGACGACGAUUAUCAAGUGCAUCGGUCGACAUACGACACUACGAAGACAAGCGACAACUCAUCAUGGCAGACGCCCGAUAAGUAUAACUCUUCUGCGGAUGUGAGUGCUCGUUUAGGGGCAACUAUCAUUCAGUAUGAUGCCUCAUACCAGGUGGACGGGUCUCGAAAGCCGCAAACAGAAGUCUUUUACACAAACGAUGAUGGUCGUGUCCUCGGAGUGAGUAUCAACGAUGCUCUGAGCUCAAACUAUGAAGAAGACAGCAUCAAAAACAUGGUGUUGAACUCCCGUGUCAACAGUAGCGUCGCAGCAUAUUGGCCUUGGGUUAUAUAUCAGGAAAGCAGUGGUGGAAUCGUCGAGGUGCGAAAUCGCCUUAGGACUGAAUUCUCACCGGCAGCUGAGUGGGACAAGAAGAGACUCAAUAUCUCUGCGGAUAGUGAUAGUCGGCUGGCGUUGGUUCCACUAUCGACCAACUUCAGCAAGAUUGCUGUCCAAGGAGGUUAUGGGAUAUUCUACCAGGUUAAUGGAGCCUUGGUAGCGCUGAUACCAGACCUUGGAUCUGAUGAGCUCGCUACUGAUUAUGCGGACUCAUGGCCUACAGACUUCCCAGCUGUCACAAAUAUGCCAGGAGGUGCACCCUUUGCUGCGUUCUCAGUUGCCAGAAGUUCAGAUACUCUGCAGAGAAUAUUCACUUACGUCCUUUACCUUGACAACGAUGCAAACAUCAACGUCAUUUACAACGAUGCCUCCUCCUGGAAAACGGCUCAACCAGCUACCUUGAAGGGUGUUGACGCCGACACAGACAUUACCUGUCUCACUAUGGCCACGACGCACCGCGACUCUUUUACACAAGAAGUAGUACUUGGAGCGCAGUCUUUCGAUCCAAGGUGCUACUUUCAACGUGAGGGCUUGGUCAGAGAGGUGAUUCUGACUAAUAACGAGUGGGUGGAUAAUGGAAACGUGCCCAUACCGUAG